AUGGUCAAGGACAAUGGCUCUAUGUGCCGGCAGGACAGCCAGCUCCGGCCGCUGAUGCGGCACCGCCGCCUCGGCCUGACAGCCCCGCCGCUGCUACCUCAGGCGGCUUGGCUUCUGGACGGAGACGACGGCGACAGCGCCGGCCCCGUGGUGGGCCUCCUUCUGGCGAUGGUGCUUCGGAGAGGUGAUGAGCCCCCACGAUUACCCGAUCCUCCGCUACCUCUUCCCGAGGCUGAGCACCCGCGUCACCUGCUGACCUUGGACGACGUGAAGGCUGCUACCCCUGCAGGCCGCGACAAGGCUUCAACGGCGACGUGGAACAGCCGGAUGGGACCUGAGAAGAACGUGCGCUGGCGUGGCGGUACGCCACCGCCCCCGCCAGCAUGGAAGUACGACGUGACAGACCUGCGGGCUUUCUCCAAGUGGGCCCGCAAAGUUGAGAUCUGGCGGGUCCAGAUCAAGAGCUACAUGACGGCUCGCGACGCCUCCCUUCUCCUUUACACCAGCCUUUCUGGAGAAGCCGAGGCGGAACUCGAGCACGCCCCCUUGGAUCGCAUCAACCACGAGAACGGUAUCGACUACAUCUUGGAGACCCUGAAGGCCCCCAUGGAGCAGAAGGGGGUGUACCAGAAGCGCAAGUUCCUUUCGGACUUUGAGCAGCUUAAUCGCUACCCCGGGGAAGGCCUCAGGACAUUUGCCAAUAGGUACCGCCGUGUGGAGCGAUCCUUGGAAGCGCUCGGCGUCAACAUCACUGGUAUGUAUGACACCGAGGCCAGAGGCAACAGGCUGCUCGAGCGAGCCCGUUUGACUAUGCAGGACCAGCGCCUCAUCCUGGUGGGCGCCCGCCACAGCUUGGCCUUCGACGACAUCUCGGAGAGCAUGGUGCUACAGUACCCCGAGUUCAAGGCGGCGCCCCCGGUGGUGAACAAGGACGGCUCCCUUGCGACCAAGCCCCACGCUGGCCCUCGCGACAAAGGAGGCAAAGGAGCACCUCAACAAGGCCAGCCGAGCGCUGGCAAGGGCUACUUCCAGAACCGCGGCGACCGUGGACAGGCACCUCCCAAGAAGGUCUUCGUCACCGAGGAAGCCCCCGAGCAGGACGGCGACCCCGCCGACGAGGAGGACGACCAGCAGGACCACGACGGGGAACCGGCCGAGGACCAGGUACCCGAGCCCGACGGCGACCCGGAGGAGCCCGACCACGGCGCCUGCGGCGAGAAGGGACAUUGGAAGGGCGACGCCGAAUGCCCCAUGACGGUCAAGCCCGGCGCGCCACCCUCUCGGCCGGGACCCUCGGCACCUUCUUCGAGCACCUCCAAGCCCGGACCGCCAGCCAGACACGACAAGACCAAGAAGCCUCCGCACCAGACCUUCUACAUGAGAGACGCCGGCACCUACGAAGCCACCGACAGCCCCGACUACGGGUUUUUCCCAGAUGACGACAUGCUGUGGGAGAAGGAACACGGCCAGGAGCUUCGAAAGCACGGCCUUUGCAGCUACCAGGUUCCCUGCACCGACGCCUUCCAGUUUGGGAGCGGCGGCCCGCUUAAAGCAGCUAGGCGCUCCUAUUUGCCAAUCGGCCUGGGGGGCACCAACUUGAUCGUGGGAGCCGGCGCCGUGGAUGCAAAAGUGCCUCUGCUCGCUUCCAAUAGGCUCUUGGACCAACUUGGCAUGGUACUCGACCUUCCCCGCGACCUAGUGUGCUUCGAGACGUCUGUGACAGUGCCUUUGUAUAGGAUCUCUGGUCACCUUGCUGUGCGUAUCACUGACUUCAGCCAGAGCCCUUCUUGGAGACAGCUGCAAGAAGCCGUGAACUGGGAAUCCCCGCCCGCAGAGCUUGCGGCCCGAGACACUUCGAAUCCGACUUCAGGGCCCGAUCUUUCUUUUCAUGAUCGGGGUGACCUCGCGCCUCCCUCCGCCUCCUGCAUGGCUGCGCUGCUGGCGACGCCUGGUCACCCACCUGAUGAUGUUCCGCCGGGAGGUCUUCAAGAGCCUGGCAACGGCCGUGAACCUCGACAUCCUUCCGGUCAACCUCUUCACCACGAUUCCCCCGGAGCUCGACGUGCAGUUCGCUUUCCCCGUGAGCAAGUGCGACCAUCCGGACUAUGUCCGCUACGGCAACGCCUACGGGAAGUUCGCCAAGUGCAAGCGGUGCCACCGGAGGCUCCGUUGGAACGACAGCCGAGCCGCGUGGGAGGACCAUCCCGACAAAAGGUUCGACACUUCGCUGCUAACUUCGCGACCGCCCUUGCCCUCCUCAUCCAAUAUUGCACCGGCGGAACCAGCAUCGAGCAGCAGGCCGUCCCAGCCUUCAGCCCGGACUUCUUUGAAGGCGGCGUCGACCAAGGCUUCACCCAAGAAGCGCUCGGCACGGCGAGCGUCGGCAAGCAGCGCUUCCGAGAUGGAACUGGACCACUGGAAGCUCCUGCAAGCGGAGGAGGAGUCGGAAGCGUUCGACUGGAACGAGGCCGCAUGAAGCGGCUUAAGGGCAGCUGGUUUCGGUCGGCACGGCACAUCUACGACCAGGCCCCAACGACCUCGAGCCGGCCGCCUCCGACCGUCGAUGUGCUGACGGUCACUCCAGACACCCGGGCCUUGCGACCGGCCCUCGCGAUGCAGUCGAUGACUUCGGCCAGCCUUAGCCCGAGCACUCUGGACGCCAUGGGCCGCCAACCUGAGGGAGAGAGAGAUGCACUACGAGUUCUUCGGCGCCUUCGGCCCCACGUCACCUACCUCUCGUACCUCGACUUCUUCCCGGGCGACCUCUUCAACCUCAGCGUCCAGAAGAUACUGCCGGAGCCCAUUGUGAUACCAUGGCACGAUGGCUCAGAGCAGACCGUGCGGCUCUAUACCAACAUUCCUGGAGCACGGGCCCGGUUCACCGACAACACCGCCUCCGAUCAGGACCUGCCGGACCGCAUCACUUACAUGAUUCGGGACUACGUGACGGCCAAGGAGCCCCUGCGCUUUGGCAUCUUCGAGGCGUUCGUGAACUACCAGACCCCGGUCACCGAGCUGACCGCGUGGAACGAAAUGGCUGACAUGCUCCAGAAGUCUUUUGGCAGCUCCAGCACUCGGCCCUUCUAUGUGGACCCGGCCGGAGAGGUGGGCAAGAAGAUCGGCGAGUUGUUUCGGCUGCAGCUCAACCGCAUACAGUGUGUGCAGACACCCACGCAAAGACGGAUGCCGCCCGAUCUGCCCUACACCGCUCGGGGAGCGUUCUUGAUUUUUUCUGAUGGGUCGCGGGCGGUGGAGGUAGAGGAUCUUAAUUUGAUCCAGCACCCCAAGCAACGCUUUUCGAAACCGGUGAAAUACGCUAUCUUCGCCUACGGCGACCUUCUGGAAGAGACCGCCCAACCGGCUGAACGAACACUGCCAGAAGCCCCGGUUCCAGGCAUGCCCACUGAUAUUUCGUUCCCUGGCCUCUCGGCCACGGUGCCCUUAGAGGUCAGGCGUGCAAUCGCACGUGCCCAUGUGAAUCUCGGGCACGCUUCUCCUGAAGAACUUCUUCGGCUUGCGGUCCAAACUGGGACGCCCAGCGACCUCUUCCUGCAAGCCAUCCGCCGCAUGAGGUGCGCCACGUGUGAACGCCUUCGGGGACCUCAACAACCACCACCUGCAACCUCAGCCGCCAAGGUCACGCAGUUCGGCGACCGUGUGGAGGCCGACAUCUUCUACAUUCGUGACCUUCGAGGCCGCUCAGUUCCGGUACUUGGCGUGGUGGACUGUGCCACGAGGCUGCAGCAAGCUGCCGUGCUACCUUCGCGGGACCCCGAGGACCUUUAUGAGGCUCUGGAACGCGUGUGGCUGAGGCCCUUUGGGCUCAUGGUGGAGAUUGCCGUGGACCCUGACGGCUCAUUUCAAGGAGCCUUCGAGGAGCGACUUCGAUCACACGGCGUGCUGGUAAACUUCUGCCCGGCAGACGCCCACUGGAGGAUAGGCCAGGUCGAGCGUCAAAAUUCUUUCCUCCGGCUGCCUGGUGGCCUCUUUACCGACGAGCACUUUUUGGCCAGUACACCGACCACAGAUGCCGCCGCCUCCGCCGAGAUAGUGCGCUCCGAAGCCCUCAAGGUGAUCUGCGAUCUCAACGUGAAGCAAGGUCUCCGCAGGGUGGAGAAAGCGAGGCAUAAAGAAGCGAGGCGGCUGGAUCACUGCCAAGUUCCUGAGCUGGGACCCCAGCUCACCUGGGAAGCUGGCAUGGGUCUGAAGGACGCGGCAAAGACGCUCGACCAGUCGCUGUGGGCCGACGAGACAGGCCCUGAACCAUCGAAGCGCGAGCUCGAGCAGGACGAGCCCGACAUGGAGCAAGUGACCUUCGACAACAUGGGCCCCGACAUGGCUGCCGCAACCAUGGCUGCGAUUCCUGCCGCAGUCGAACCACAACGACAACUACCGAGCAGCGACCUUAACAUUCAGCAGAGGACCCAGACGGUUGUGAUUCAGCCCCACGUGCAGCAGACCAUCAUCCAGAACACCGCUCGCUUGGGAGACCCAGCGCAGGGCUCGAGACGAGCCACGUCAAUGCCGAGAACGCCACGCGUCGGUCUUGAGUCUGCGCAGUACGAGUCGGCUCCCUUUAACGAAAUCCCUGGAUUCGAAGAGGAACCUCCCGUACCACCACCACCUCACGCUCAGGGCGCCGAAGAAGCACAGCACGAAGUUCCCGAACCUCCUGUACCACAAGCUCCACAGCCGCAGUCAGUGUCCAGCUCUUCACGACCCCCGACGACGCCUGUGACCAGCCAGCCGAGCUCGGGAACCGAACCUGGAGGCAACCUUCUUCCGGCUAAGCGCCCUUUUGAGACACUGGCUACCCUCUUCUACGAGGACGGCUGCCUUCACCACUGUGUGCCGGGCGAGAUACUGGAGCAAGGCUAUGGCCCUAAAUUCGAGACCUUCUAUGAGGCAUACCUUUCUUCGACCCAGCGCAAGGACGACCUCGCCGGCAGCAGCAAGGACCCCACCGAGACGGACACAAGCGACUCGGACUGGGACGACGAGGCACCGACCAAAGGGAACAAGCCCAUGAGACGAGCUGAAGCUAAGGCUUUGGACCGUGAGAUACCGUGGCGGAAGAUCCUCGAGAUGAGCGAGGCAGACAUUGAAGCAUUCAAGGCCGCCACCAUCAAGGAGGCCAAAAGCUGGGAGGAGUGGGGAUCUGUCAAGCCGCUCACCCACCAGGAGGCCCAGAAAGUUUUGCGAGACAAGGUGCUGUGCAAGCGCAUUUUGCGCACGAGAAGCUGUUUUCGAGACAAGAGCCGGGGACUUUCCCAGCUCAUGCCAAAGUGCAGGGUCGUGGCACUGGGCCAUAAGGACCCGGAUAUUUUCCGGCUGAACCGGGAGUGUGCCACACCCAACCGGACCUCGGAACACGUCCUGUUUUGCAUCAUGACGGCCGGGAGCAACAAGGAGUUCGACGACACCGGCCUCCUUUGGAAAGGCUGGAGCGGCGACGCUUCGACCGCCUUUUUACAAGGCGACAUCGCCGCCUCAGAGAGGGAGCAACCACUAUACCUCCUGCCACCGAACGACGGCAUCACUUCAUUGACUCCUUGCUGGAAGGCUCCACUCUACCUCGUGUGCACCAACAUCUACGGCUUGAGCAACGCACCCAGGCUUUGGUCUUUGACGGUCAUCUCCCGACUGAAAGACCUGGACUACCGCCAGCACUCUUUCGACAAGAUGGUCUUUCUAAAGUUCAAGGACGACCGCCUCAUCUCCAUCAUCGAUUAUGAUAUCACUGAGGUGACUAAUGCCUUCCGCUGGGGCGUGCUCCACUCUUUCGAGGUGGGCAAGACGGUGACCUUCAAAGGAAAGCAGCUCACCUUGGAGAAGAAGGAGACGGGCCGCAUCGUGAUGCGAGUGUGCCAAAGGGAGUUCAUCGAAGGCCUCGACCCAGGCCGUGUCCCUCGCGGAAGCGACCUGACUCAGGUGUUGGACCCACAGCAGCGUGGCGAGUUCCGCAGUCUUGCCGGCUGCCUCCAGUGGCUGAGUGGACAAUCUCGACCUGAACUCUCGGCGGUCAACUCACUAGCAAACCACGGCGCUCAGACCACCCUCGGUGACCUUCGCGACCUCUACGAGGCUGUGGACUUCGCCAGGAAGACCAAGGAGUACGGGUUUGUGGUGCAAGACGUGCCGCUGAACCGCGCCACCGUCAUCCUGGCCUACAGUGACGCUAGCUGGGCGAACGCACAAGAAAGCCGCUCUCAAUGUGGAGCACUCGUGGUGUUAUGCCACGCUUCGGUACUUCAGAAACAGGUGCCGGCCAUGGUGGUGGACUGGAAGUCUUCAAGAUCCCAAAGGGUUUGCCGCUCCACCCUCGCCUCCGAGAGCUGCGCUGCCGACGAAGCUUGCGACAGAAGCGCAUACUUGAACAUGUACCUGGGCGAGAUUCUCUACAAUGUGCCGGCACACCGUGUGGGAUACCGACUUCACAACCUCGGCGCCACUGACGCCAAGUCCCUCUACGACGUCGUGGUGAGCGACACACCGAACUUGAGCGACAAACGUUCGCUCGUUAAUAUCCGUGCCAUCCAGGAGGUCGUAUCAUCCGACCGCUACCACUGGGUACCCACUACUUUGAUGUGGGCUGACGGGCUGACGAAACACAGCCCUGAACUUUUGGUCAGCCUCUUUGAGUGGCUUCAAGAGCCGACGGCGACCCUAAAGGAGUAG
Symbiodinium sp. CCMP2592 is the source of this 6678-nucleotide messenger RNA. NCBI's taxonomy places the organism in Eukaryota, Dinophyceae, Suessiales, Symbiodiniaceae. The record is from the annotation of a GenBank genome assembly.